UUCUGAAUUUUGGGUCUGAAGGUACCCUCUUGCUUUCUCAGCAAAUCAUGGACAUCGUUGGCUUUCUGAAGUCUCAAUUCAUUUGCCACCUUCUGAUCUGCUACAUAUUUAUAGCAUCAGGACUGAUCAUUAACUUCAUUCAACUCUUUACACUUAUACUUUGGCCAAUCAACAAGCAACUGUUCAGGAGGAUCAACUGCAGGCUGGCUUACUGCAUUUCAAGCCAGAUGGUGAUGUUGCUGGAAUGGUGGUCAGGCACCAACUGUACCCUCUACACUGACCCAGAGAGUUACCACAAGUAUGGGAAGGAGAAUGCCAUCGUAAUCCUUAAUCACAACUUUGAAAUCGACUUUCUCUGUGGUUGGAACUUCUGUGAAAGAUUUGGGGUCUUGGGGAGCUCUAAAGUGCUUGCAAAGAAGGAGCUCUCCUACAUGCCUAUCAUUGGCUGGAUGUGGUAUUUCCUAGAGAUAGUCUUCUGCAAGCGUAAGUGGGAGGAAGAUCGGAAAACAGUCAUGCAGAAGUUGCUGAAUCUCCGGGACUACCCUGAGAACUUUUGGUUCCUGAUUCAUUGUGAGGGCACAAGGUUCACAGAACAGAAGCACCAGAUUAGCAUGCAGGUAGCUGAAGCCAAAGGCCUGCCCAAGCUCAAGUAUCACCUACUGCCACGGACGAAAGGAUUUGCUGUCACCGUGCAGUGUUUGAGAAAUGUAGUUUCUGCAGUCUAUGAUUCUACCCUCAAUUUUAGAAAUAAUGAGAAUCCAACAUUGCUGGGAGUUCUAAAUGGAAAGAAAUAUCAUGCUGAUUUAUAUGUAAGGCAAGUAAUCCAUAUUUUAAUUCCUUUUUGGCUUACAGAAGAAUGUUCUAACUGGCUCCACAAACUGUAUCAAGAAAAGGAUGCAUUCCAGGAAGAGUACUACCGAACAGGAACCUACCCAGCAGUCCCUAUAGUACCACCCCGACGACCAUGGACGCUUUUGAACUGGCUUUUCUGGGCCUUAUUGCUGCUAUAUCCUUUAUUCAAGCUGCUCAUCAACAUGAUCAACAGUGGAUCAUCACUGACACUGGCUAGUUUUGCAUUUGUAAUUGUAAUGGCUUCUGUUGGUGUCAGAUGGAUGAUAGGAGUUACAGAAAUUAACAGGGGCUCCACCUAUGGCAACAAUGACAACAAGCAGAAACAAAAGUAGUAUCUUCAGAGACUGCUUCAAUCCAAAGGGAACAAAUGCAACUUCUGAAAACUCUUAAGUGCAUAUCAUGGUCCUUCAAGUGAGAUCAGAGGAAGGGUAGGAUGAGCAAUUGCCAUACAUAUCUGAAUUAGUGCUCCUGUUAUUUUUCUCUGGGGGUUUGGGCUGGGUGACACGAUUGAAAGAUGCACUCCUUCAUAUACUCUCCACAACAGGUUUGCAUUUGUUUGGUUGGUUUGUUUCCCUAUAAAUUGUCUUAAGUUUUGAAGAAAAAUAAAAAUAAAAAUCCAAUGUGCUUGUAUGAUGAGAUUCUACCUGGAAGCUAACCAGAGGUGCAGGCUUUAUCUUUCUUAACUUGCUCUAAGGAAGGGAUAAAUGUCAGAAGAUUGUUACAAGAUGAUUAAAAUUGAUAAUUGUGUAGAUCACACAUUAGCAAUUUAACAACCAUAAUCCGUCAGUGUUUAAAUACAGUAAGAUGCUCUGCUUGGUUAUACCAGUAUUGGACUGAAGCAGCUCUACUGAACUGGCAGACUUGCAGUGGAGUUUCUCUACAUUUAGAACUUAUUCCCACAGCGUGCACCACACGGGCCCUUAAAAGCUUCAGCCAGAACCUGGCUCAGGGCCCACUUUGUUAGAUCGGAGCCUUGCAGUGGCAUCACCUGGAGUGGAAUUUGGCCUUGUGGCCUGAGCAGAGCUAAGUUACCCACUGCCACAUCUUUCCCCAGGCAAUAUAUCAGAGGGAUAGCUGAAACCUGUAAUUCUUUUGAGUGUAAAUGCCAUUUAUAGUUUGGAAAAACUGAGGUAAUAAAUUCCUUUCAGCUUUAAACACUGAUUAAAAUUCUAGGCCUUCCUACCAAUGGUGGAAACAGAACAACUGCUGGGUAUGCUGUAAGUAAGUAACGCAAAGCGUGCAUUGAAAGUUACGCCCCACACCCAUACUAUUGUGAUCCCAAUUAAUCUGCUCGUCUGUCUUUUCUGAUAAAUUAGUUUACGUGGUGCCUCAUAACAGUCAGCCUGAGGUAAUACUUAGAUUAUCUUUCGCUUUUCUUUUGGGGAGAAGAGGGGAAGUGGGAGAGAGACCUAGGACAGUGGUUGGCGUAGUUUUUUAUGGCUGUCUGGACUUGCUUUGACACCCUUCUGAAUUAAAUAAAACUAGAAUCAAGGCCCUUGGGAAAACGGUGUUGCACCAACAUCCCUGGUACUGAUUCCAGGGCAUCCUCCUCUCAAGAGUUAUGGGUAUGCAAAUUACUAAAAAGAGCUUGUUUAAAAAAAGAAAAAAGGAAAAGAGGGGACUUCCAACUAUCAGCUAUUAUGAUUGA
This is a messenger RNA of Pygoscelis adeliae (Adelie penguin), 2500 nucleotides long. RefSeq names its product 1-acylglycerol-3-phosphate O-acyltransferase 4 (gene AGPAT4). The record is from RefSeq and is a predicted model, not a curated record. Gene Ontology annotation, molecular function: 1-acylglycerol-3-phosphate O-acyltransferase activity. The transcript is spliced from 8 exons. Gene Ontology annotation, cellular component: endomembrane system; mitochondrial outer membrane. Lineage: Eukaryota; Metazoa; Chordata; Aves; Sphenisciformes; Spheniscidae. Bases 48 to 1184 code for a protein of 378 amino acids.